Molecule: messenger RNA, 2523 nt
Organism: Orbicella faveolata
Lineage: Eukaryota; Metazoa; Cnidaria; Anthozoa; Scleractinia; Merulinidae
Product: meiosis-specific protein MEI4-like
Biological process (GO): DNA recombination; homologous chromosome pairing at meiosis; meiotic DNA double-strand break formation
Cellular component (GO): lateral element
Source: RefSeq, a predicted model, not a curated record
CAGUAAGCAGUCAAAACGUCGCGAUCUACAUCUCAAGUGACUACAUCGUGAGACAAACGAUAAUACACUUUAUUAAUAAUCAAGUAAAAGUUAGGAAAUGCAGGCAGUCUACAACAAGGGAAAGUAUCACUUAUGCCAUGAAGCAUUGUGAAAUGCCAAUUUUGUGCUUCACCAGUCCAUGUUGUGCUAUGUGAAAAACAAAACCCAUACAAUCUUAAUCAAGUAACAAGAAUGUACUGACGGAAACUUUUCUUCAAACUAAAAUUGAAAACUCUGUACAUACCAAUUUCAACAGGAGGAUAUUUAAAGGAACGUUUCUAAAUUGUAAUUUAAAACACAACCAGCAUACUAAGGUAUUGAUACAGUAGACUAACGCAGCAGUGUGUCAUGGAAUGAAAACAGUUUGGACUAUCUGAGUAGCUUUCCUGCUGAUUACUGAGAACAUGGUCUUUAAGAAUAUACAACCUUUUUUGCUCCCCAAUAGUAGUGACCCUUGAAAGUAGGGCACCUCAAAAGCAGGGACCCUGAGAGAAUCAAGCCCCAAAGACUGCAUUCCAGAAGAAACAAGGGUCAUUACUUUUGUAAUGUUAUGGUAGUUGCAGGUGAUGUGGAAGAUGGGUGAUCAACAUUAAUUGGCUUGCUUGUGAAUACUGAUGUAAGGUAAAUUAUUGUCUUAUAGGCUGUUACAGUGAUAAGAAGAAAGCCCAGAGAUUUAAGUGUAGGAACUUAUAUUAAAGAAUUGUUGAAAAAUCUGCAGUCACAAGACAAUUGUAAAAAUGAAAAGGUGGCUGAGUGGGGCAAAAUGAUGCUACAGCAGCCACAUGAGUGGAUGUCAGCAGUUUUAUCAAGCACAUAUUUGAGUAAAGGUUUUGAACUCUCAUCAUCAUCCAGUCAGAAUGAAUUUUCAAGUAAAGGAUUCAAAACCUGUGAAAGAUAUGCACAUUUGCUACAAAGUGUAAUGCUCCAGUAUAAGAAAGUUGAAGAUCCUGUUGUCUUUGUGAAGGAGGAUUACACUGUUCUGCAGAAUAUACUUUUAGGUGCUUUAGAAUUUUUGACACAGGUUACUGAGCAUAGUGAGGGAAGUUUGCCUGUUCCCAAACAGUUGUACCUGGUUUGUGUCAACAGAAUUCAAGAAAUACCAUUUACUCUGGAUGGGUCUUCAAAAGUUAAAUCUAGGAUGGAGGCGAUGGUGGACUCCCUUGUAAAACAUCUUCUUGGGCAUAAUUCAUCUCUGGAGUGUUUGGCUUCUAAAGAGAUAAAAGAUAUCUUGUUGUCAGUGGGAUCUUCUGCCAUGUUCAGAGAUGUCUGUUUACUAAGACUUGCGUGGCACUUACAUGGGUUUGCAGCCUGUCUUAAACUUGUUGCCAAGGGAGAACUUGAAUUUUGUAGCAGGGUGAUGGCAUACCAGACUAUCUUUCAUGUUCUUUAUGUACUUGAGGAGUUAUUGCAGGAGACAUCUUUAAUGGAUCCAUGUCUUGCAACAGUUUCCUCCAUCUAUCAUCAACUUAGUGGUUCUCUGCUGCACAUUUCGCAGGCGUUCCCAGUUUUUUCCCAUUUUUUGUGGAAGCUACAAGUACUGUUGAUGCAACUGCCUUCUUUCUCAGAACCACAAGAAAAACAGACGUAGACCCUUUAGGACCCAUUCUUUGUAGGUAAUUUAUUUGCAGUUAUCCCCAAAGGUGUUUUUCAUAUCACAGAUUCUGAGAUUUUAAAUAAAACUUUGUAAAACUACAUUUCUUGUUUUUACACAUUUGAUUAUUAUCUGUUAACAGAAAGUUUGUCAGUUAUUUUAACAUCUUUCGGAGUUUUUAAAGGAAGCUUAUGUCUAUAACCUGAAAAUAAAGGUUCAAAAGUUAUGUUGUUUGUCAUUUAUGUCAGGCUGGGAGUUUUUGGUACUUUUUGCCUCCACAUGCUUACGGCAUGUUCGUUUGGGAUAUUCAGAAUAAAAAUAUAUUCCGGAAUAGGUAAAUUUUUCGUUUGCCAAAUGAAUGAUUAUUCCUGAUAUUCUGGAUAUUCUGAUAUGCUUGCUGUCUGUUACACGAAAAAGUCAGUGGAUUUUUUUGUCGCUCUGCAACUUUAGCAACAAAAACCACAGGCUCAGAGAAGUGACAAGAUUUUUCAAGGUGGCAUCCAUGGCCAGAAUAUGUGCUAUUCUGUUGUCUGUUUGCACAGAGGAGUUGACGGAGUAUGAGUAUGAGUGUGAAAGUGAUAGCGACAUGGUAGAGGAAUAUUUACCAUUCUUAAUAAUAAUAAUAAUAAUAAUAUUUAAUAUUUCUAAGGCGCAAAUUAACAUGUAAAUAUGAUCAAAUGCGCCUAACAAACCAUAUGGCUAAUAUAAAUUAAACGAUAUGCUAUGAAUAGUGUGAUUAAUUAAAAACUAAUUAUUUACAAUAAUUAUGUACAUUAGGCUAAGGUAACGAGCUAAAAAUUAAAAUAUUAAAAACAAGGGAUCUAGUAAAAAUGUAUAUAAAACAUCAAGAGCUAUUCAAACGCUUUUCUAAAUAAAAAUGUCUUCAGUUUGGA